CAUCUUGAAACGCUGAUCACAGAACUUGAGGAGGAGUGCACUUCUGCAGGUAAUGUCCCAAUUACACCUUCAUAGUGCUGUCCAGUGAAUUUUCAUCUGCCAGGAAUGCGAGUAUUCUCCCACUGAUCAAUCUACAUUGCACACCUAACUUGUGAACAGAAACAUUCGUACUGCAAUCCAAGAUGGCUGACAUGGCUCCCAUGUUGGAGAAUGGCCUUGACAAUUCAGAUGAUGAGAACAAGAUUAAGGUGUUGGAGCUGGUGUUCAGAAAUAUCAACUAUCGAGUUGGAGACAAGCAUAUCCUCCAAGAUAUCAGUGGCAUUGCUCAGGCUGGACAGUUGUUGGCUGUGAUGGGGCCCAGCGGUAGUGGAAAGACCUCACUAUUGAAUGCUCUUGCUGGUCGUAAUGGCCUUCACUCAGGGGAUGUAACUCUCAACAAGCGUCCCCUGGAUAAGCAGCUGAAGAGGAAGGUGUGCUAUGUUCUGCAGGAGGACAUCUUCUUUGCUGGUCUGACUCUCAGAGAAACCUUGAUGUUUACAACAAUGAUGCGUCUCCCUGAUUACAUGAACCAUGAAGACAAGAUGGACAGAAUGGAAGACAUUAUUGAUGCUCUUGAUCUACGAGGCUGUCUGGACACAAUUAUUGGUGAUGCUCUGGUGCGAGGCUUGUCUGGGGGAGAGAAGAAGAGAGCAAACAUUGCUUGUGAACUUAUUACAGAUCCAGCCAUCAUCCUUCUAGAUGAGCCUACAUCCGGGCUGGACUACAGCAUCGCCUUGAGCCUGGUGAAGACAUUGAAGCAAUAUACAACAGAACGCAACAAGAUGGUCAUCACAACACUGCAUCAACCUUCCAGCCAGAUGUUCUACCAGUUUGACAAGUUGCUGCUCAUGUCGGAGGGAGAGCUUGCCUAUUUUGGAGACUCUGAAAAUGUGAUGACCUUCUUCAAAGAUAUCGGCAUGCCCAUGGCAGAACACUACAACCCAGCAGACUUCAUAGUGGAGAAGUUGCGAGAAGAUGAGAAGACUAGGAGGAAGAUAGUUGAUGCAGCUGAUGCCAUCAGAGGAACAGACAAUUGGCCAUUAGUUUUGAGAGGUAACACUGAUCCUGGUUUGAAUGAUGAUCGCACCCCUCUGACCACCAUCCGUCGGUCCUUCAAACCCAGCCUCAAGUAUCUCACACACAGCCCCAUCUACAGGAAAGUCAGCAAGCGACUGCGAAGAACUGAUGCCAAAUUUCAGCCAGAUAUUGAAGCUUCUGAGACUGGUAGUGUUGACAUGCUCAACCUGAAGGAGGAUAAGGACAAGUGGCCGACUGGGUUCUUCACUCAGUUCAAACAGCUCACAGUGCGGACCUUCAAGAACUCCAAGUCACGGAUCCUCAACAAACUGCGUCUGCUUGAGGCAUUGCUUCUCUGUGUGUUGGUCAGUCUGUUGUGGUUCCAGCUUCCCCGAAAUGAAGAGACACUGAGAGACAGGAUGGGAGUGAUAUUUUUCAUCGCACUCCAUUGGAGCUUCACACCACUGUUUGAUGCUGUAUCAACAUUCCCCAGUGAGAGGGUUGUAAUCCAGAAGGAGCGCUCUGCAGGCUGGUACCGACUCUCAGCGUACUACUUUGCCAAGAUGACCAGCGAGCUGCCUCUUAUCCUUCUCCUGCCCACAGCCUUCAUCAUCAUAUCAUACUGGUGCAUUGGACUGAACGGAGCUGGGCCGUUCUUCGGGACGAUCUUCACCGUCAUGCUGGGGGCCAUCUGUGGCCAGAGUAUUGGUUUGUUCCUGGGGAUUGUGUUCAUGGACUUUCAGAAGGCUAUGUCCAUUGUGACCCUUGUUAUGAUGGCUAUUAUGCUGCUUGGUGGCUUCUACACACGCCAUCUUCCCUUCUGGUUGGACUGGAUCAAGUACUUCUCCUUCCUGCACUACACCUUCCACUGCCUCAUGGUGCUGGAGUUCUCCGGAGAUAAAACUGUACAAUGUGCAACCACCACUGGGGCCUCCCAGUUCAGCAGCUGCCUGACUACCAAUGAAACGUCCGUCACCAACUACCAAGUCUUGUCCUUCUAUGAAGUGCAGCCAUCCUACUGGGUCUAUGUCUUUCCCCUCAUCUUCUUCAUCUGUUUGUUCCGGCUGCUUGGCUACCUCAUCCUCAGAUUUGUCCACAAACCCAGUUCUGUCUGAAGACCAGCAGCUCUCAGUGGACGUACUUCUAGUGAUAUCUCCAUACUGAGGUGUACUAACCAAUACUUUAACAGGAUUGUGUGUCCCAUGCUUCACUAACAUAAACUGGGAAUCAGUUGUUGCCCGAUGUUUUCUCAGUGAAAACAUUCUUAAUUGUGUGUGCAUGUUAAGUAUUAUUAACAUUGCUAUCUUGCCUGCAAGAGUAGUCUCCCUUCCUUAUUGAAACCAUAACUGUUGCCUUCAUAAAUUGUCAGUCUUUGUUUCAUCAGACAAGUUAUGUUGCUGUAUGAUGUGCCACUUGGUCAAAAUCUAAUAGAACAAGCUUCUUACGAAGCACCUCAAGGACAGUAAAAAUUGCAGCAAUAAGCUUCAUCACAAUGUUAAGUAUUUUUGUCAUAUGCAUAUAGCUUCUUUUGUUCUGUUAUUCAUUGUUUUUACAGAAGUUAUUGUAUCUAUUGAUCUGUUAUAUUAUGAACAAGAUCUGAGCAUUGCGUGGAUGAACAAAAAUAUCUCUUAUAUCUUGUGUUCAUUGGAAGGAAGGUUUCUGAGGAGAGUGAGUAAGUGAAUGUUGGGCAACACCACUACAGUUAUUUUGCAGGCACUGGUGGCGAUAAAUUCUAACAGCUUAAUCAUAUCAUGGAUAGUGAAUGUUGAGGCAGGUGAUGUCAAUGUUGUUAUUGCAAUAAGCUGCUACAUCUGUAUGUACAGCAUCAUACAGAGGUUAGGCAAUAAAUUUUGAAGAGUUGAUUUACAAAGGAAUUUGUCUUGUAAUAGAUAGUCGAAAUGGUAUUGGAGGAUUUUAAAUUUUGAAAUUAUGACUUGUGAAAAUGUUUUAGUCUUUACGAUCCAUUUUCUUCCUGAUAAUAUUGUAGUGUACAAUAUUGUAAAUAAGUGGAGAGUUCAGAAUACUCUGUCUUUCAAUAUACUCAGAUGUAUGUUGUACUCAGUGAUUGCAUUUUGUAAUCUAAUGGUACUACUUGGAACAUUAUGAAUCAACAUUUUUAGGACAGUAGUCUAACUUUGAUGAUUAAUGGUUAAUUUGUUCUAACAGUAUACUCAGGAAUUGAUAUGAAAUCCUCAAAAGUAAGUUGUGGGUCAACUACACGCUCAUUAUGUGAAUGUCUGUUCAGUAGGAUUAUGAUAAUUUGUACUGUUCCCAGUGUCAACUCUGUGGUUGCUAUUUGGAUGCUGUGUAUUGUGUGCUAUGUUCAUAUUUGUUGAAAUAAUUUUCCAUGUGUUCAUGUCUUUUUUAUGAAAUAUUGGGAGGUUAUUUGCUGCUUCUGCAAAUGAAUUUUUUCUUUGUUGUAAAAUCACCCACUUUAUCUUGAACUAUGUUUCUUAUUUCAAACUUUUUAAAUCAUUUUUUAUAUUUGUAUGGAUUCUUUACAGAACUUCUGUUGUUUCUGAGUUUGAUGUUCUUAAGUCAGAACCAGACAUAAUGUGUCUGUGUCUGUAUCAUAACUUUUUACUGACCUAAUACUGAUAUGCUAUAUUGCAGCCUUUUGUCCUCAGUCAAUACUUCAUAUAUGUUGUUCUAUCACCCUUGAGUAUAUGCGGCCAAUGUGUAGGGUAAUGGUGUGACCAUUUGGAUUAAGCUGAAGGAAGCGAAGCGCUUUAUAACAUAGGGAAGUGAUCCCAUAUCUGUGCCUGAAUACUGUGUGAAGCCUACUGUUGUCUGAGGAAGCAAUGUAUACAGUUUGUCGUAUUUUCGCAUGUAACUUUGAUAGGAUCAGUUCCCCACAUGGGUAUAAUGUGUGAAACCCAUUUCUUGUGUCCUCUGCCAUGAUAUCGCUAGAAUAUUGCUAAAAGCGGCUUAAAACUAAACUCACUCACUCAUUGAUAGGGAGACAAGUCUUUUAGUAGGUUACAUGGAUGGUGAUCAUUAACAAAAUUCCUGUGACUUGACUGGAUGGUUGAAUACAGUGGCUAUACAACAAAUUACCUGGGUGAUCGAGGAACAUAGUGUGUACAAACCUGUGAAGUAUGUCAAGUCUGCAUAUCAAGUUCCCUCCAUAACUUGUGUUCAUCUAUUGGUGAACAGGAAAACAAUCUCGAGAUGUGCAUCCACAAGAUCUGAUUUGAGCCAAGAUCUAUUCUGGGAUUCCCUGAUACUCUAUGUGUGGCUUUCUGUGCCUUCUACCCUUAUCUUUAAGUCACAGUUAUAUAUACCUUGUUUAUUGAAUGGUUUUGUUUGCAGCAUAUAUUUACCUGAACAAAUUGUACAGUAUUUUCUAAGGUGUGCAGCUGCCGACCUAAGCAUUGAGAGCUAUUUUUGUCUGUACACAUCUACCUACAACAUAGGUAUAUUAAACUGUGGUGCUUCUAUUGAAUGUCCAUGUAGGUGCUAUGAUAUAUACACCAUCUUAGCUUAACUUUUACAGGAGAAUUGUGAUGAUCCUGGUGAUACUCUUGUGUAAUCUUAACAUAUCUAUAUAUAUAUUUCAAAAAUUGAUUUAUAAUGUAUAUUUCUAUAUAUUUUGAGUAACGGAAAAACUAUGUUUCAAUAUUCCUGUUAUGAUAUGUAAAUAUCAUGUAAGCACAGUUUAAACUAUGUAUUGAGAAAAUAAUAUUGUUUAUGUUAAAAUAUAUGUUUAUGUAUUGUUGCAGGUUUUGUUUCAUUACAAUGUUCCUGAACAAAUUCAUUAUGAAGAAAUUGUUGCAGCAAGGGAUGGCUUCGCAGAUGUUUUUAUCUUCCCAUCUUUUUAACUUCCUUCAUUCCAGGCAUAUUGCCAUGUGGUUCAUGCAGGCAUAAGGAAAAGAAUAUUUUCGGUCAAAACAGUUAAGCAGUUUGUCGAUGGUUCAGAUAGCUGUUUUAUGUGUCCUAUAAAAGAUUGAUACUCAGUACUGUUCAUCGGUGUAAAUAAAAUUAUUACUAUUAUGUUAAGUAUUUACUGUUCUGGAUGUCAUAUCUGUUGAAACAAUGUUUACUAAAAUGAUCUGAACUGUCUUAAAAAAUGGCAGCCUCUCUUCACAUUUAAUCAUAAUAAAGACACAUUUGGUUGUCUUUCAGAUUUGAUUAUUUUAUUAGGUAAUAAAAUUUGAACAAAGCAUAAAUUGUAUUCAAAUACACCAUUGUUCUGAAACCAGUCUGAUGGGUAAUCUCAUCAUGUAAGAGGACAUAUGCAGGGGAGGACAUAUGCAGGGGCGGAUACAGCUUUUUGAUACAGAGAGGUGCACAGUUCGUUGUCAUGAGAGUUUCAAUGGCCAUUCAUGACAAAAGGUGUGUAUGCGCAACCCCCCUCUGGAUCCACCUAUGCAUAUGUUACACUAUUGUAGCUCUUGGUUUUGAAAUUUGAAAAUAUUGAUAUAUGAGGAAAAAACAAAUUUUCAAAUAACUAUUUACAGGACAAUUUGUUCAUCAGAAGGCAUAAAACAAUUACAAAUUUGUGUUUUAGAGCAAUAAUAAAUUCAAUUUUCCUUGCCUGCAUGAAUCUGAUGCUGUGUGUUCAAAUUGCUCACUGAGUGAUCUCUUAUUUUCUUUUUUAAGUUUGUUCCUCUAUCUGUGAUUCAAAAUAAGAUAUAUAACCCAAGGAAUGCGUAUGUAUGGCAGCAUGUUUCAUGCAUAGCUAUUGUGUGAAAUUACCAGUACAUGAAUACUCUGUAUUUUUAGGUCUCAUCUCCUGCAGUUUUGCAAAUCAGGAUGAGAUCAUAAUCUUUCCUGCCCACUCAGGCACGUGGGAAGCCAAUUAUUUCGUGGAAGCCCGAUAGGUUGCAAAGCUUUUUAUUUAGAUAGUAUUGAGGACUUGCCCAACCUUUUUAGCAACAUUCAUGUGUAAGCCAGGGUUUUAUAAUGGUAGCUAUGCCCCUGCCACUGCUUAACUUUAAGACAUUUGUAAUUUUGCAAUAAAUUAAAUGAUGUUUCAAGAUGUCUGAUGGUGUGAGGAGCAUUACGUGUGGUGUUUGUCAUGUAGAACAGUUAUAUCCUGAAGUGGGACUUUUUAAAAAAUCCAGUUUAUAAAAUGAAAAGUACAAAAAAUAUAUAGCAUGUUUUUUAAGUUGCCAAGCAGAAGUAGAAUGUUUAAGAAAAUGAAAAUCUCAUUUACUGUCACCUAUCCAGCCAAAACAUUUGUUGUAUCACUUUUUCUUUCUAUUGACCACGAUUAUAUUUUUAUACCUGCCUACCUGAAUUAUUGGACCCCUUGGCCAUAUCUUUUGUUGUUGAUUCCUUCCUUUACAACCAAGCAAAGAACUGAUACUCGAUACUCUGCUGCUGUACCUCAUGCUGGCAAGUUGAUCUCUUCACUGGGUCAGUAUCGAUUAGGGGUAGAAAGAUACAGCAAGAUUGGAUAGGUAUACCGAUACUCAUAGUCUAUACAAAUUACAGUGCAGGUUUCAAGGUAAAGUUAUCUGUGAAGAAAAGUAUAUUUGCUAUCAUUGGAUUAGUGUAGUUUCACCCCCAGUAUUAUAUCUCCAGGCCCAAAUGUUUCAGGGCAGUGUGUUGCUAUGUGAAUCUGUAAACAAUAUGCAUUAGGAUAAAGCUGAUUGAAUGCUUUUGUAUUUUGGUGUACACCUGGGUAAGAGUGGGUUAUGAUCAAACUAAGAUGUUGUUGGCAUUGUAGUAGUAUGUAGUGCAACUCAAGAUCUGAUAUAUUCUCUAAUUAUGUGCAUGAGAAGGUUGGCACAUGUAGGUUUGAUCUCAGCAGGAGACACAAAGUAUGCUAUUAUAGUCAUGUGAUCUGAAUACUCUUUUACCUUGAAAGAGACAUGAAAAAAUGAUUGUGAAAUGUGUUUUGGUCAAUAUGAAAAGUGAUUAUGGUGGCAUGUCAUUGAUCUGAUAUGGUUUAACUUCGUUUUAGAAUAUUUUUACACUAAUGUGUGAACAGGCCUUGUAAAUGUUUUCUCUUAUAUGCAAUGAAUGAGAUUUUCCUGGUGUUCUAAUCCUGUAAGAACAAUUAUAUUUAUUCUUGUAUGCAUGUUGUCAAGAAAAUAGAUGUUAUUUAUGCAUAAUAUUGGCAAUGUCUUGUAACUUGAACAUAAAACACAUAAAGGUGAAUAAAUGAAUAAGAAGUCGGAAGUGAAAAUGAAUUUUUCAUACAGUGGUAAUGGACAUCUUGGUAUGACCGACUGAUUUGGGGCAUUUUCUGUUGUAUAAUGUAGGCUUUUUAUUGUAUUAAGGCAACUCACUAAUUUUGUACCUGGCAUUAUAUAAGGCAAUAGAAACAUCAAAUAACCUAAUCAAGCCCGUUUUCAAAAGUGCAUGAACUAAACUUCUUAUUAAUCUGUGUUUACAUGGAUCCAGUUCUCCAAAUUGAUCUUGAGACUAUCAUAAGCAGAUGUUAAAUUGCUUGAGUUGUGAUCACCUUAGCUCUAAGAUUCCUUUGUGGAACAGGUCCAUGAUCCUUUAUUUCAAGGUUGUGUAGCAGAGUUUAUUUCAGAAUUGUUCUAUAUUAACUAUAUAAGUGCUGUUGUGAAUUAAGAGUCACCAAGACAUAGCCUUGGUCAUGAGCUCAAAAGCAGCUUUAUUUAAUAAAAGGACAGUUUUACAACCA
Messenger RNA from Haliotis rubra (blacklip abalone), 7660 nucleotides. Its product is annotated as ABC transporter G family member 21-like. The coding region runs from base 183 to 2171 and encodes 662 amino acids. The record is from RefSeq and is a predicted model, not a curated record. Lineage: Eukaryota; Metazoa; Mollusca; Gastropoda; Lepetellida; Haliotidae. Gene Ontology annotation, cellular component: plasma membrane. Gene Ontology annotation, molecular function: ATP binding; ABC-type transporter activity; ATP hydrolysis activity. The transcript has 15 exons.